This is a messenger RNA of Manduca sexta (tobacco hornworm), 1558 nucleotides long. Its product is annotated as SET domain-containing protein 4. Bases 178 to 1548 code for a protein of 456 amino acids. Gene Ontology annotation, molecular function: transcription coactivator activity; histone H3K4 methyltransferase activity; histone H3K36 methyltransferase activity. The record is from RefSeq and is a predicted model, not a curated record. The transcript has a single exon. Gene Ontology annotation, biological process: peptidyl-lysine dimethylation; peptidyl-lysine trimethylation; peptidyl-lysine monomethylation. Lineage: Eukaryota; Metazoa; Arthropoda; Insecta; Lepidoptera; Sphingidae.
CAGCAAUAAUGUCAAAAUAAAUUUAUAAUGGGGAGUGGAGGUAUUAUCAACAAACAAUUUUCAAUUUUAUGCGUAACACCGCCUAAUUAAAUUAAAGGCAUAUACUUCAAGUAAUAGGUAUAAUAAUCGCCUAAUAUCUGAAAGGGUCUGGAUAACUUGAGUUAAUUUCUGUGAAUUAUGGGAAGGACCAAACGUAAACGGUGUGUAGUGAAACCGCGAAAUUUUUACCUGAGUGAUGAUAAUGAAGAUUCCGUUUUAUUGAAUACAUGGCUUGCAAAAAAUGGCCUGCGACGUAAUAAAAAGCUAGCAUUAGCGGUGUUCGAUGAUACUGGUCGCGGAGUUAUUACAAAAAAGAAGAUAAAAUGUGGCGAAGAACUUAUUACUCUCCCGUUAAAUUUAACAAUAAAUGUUAGCACGCUGUUGAUGGACAAAGCAUUCUGUAGCAUAUUUUUAGAUAACAGCGUAGAUUGUUUGCGGGAAUACAAGCAAGGAGUGUCGUUUCAGUCAUUAAUGUCUUUUUAUUUGGCAUUUUUAAGAGUUCUAUCUGUAAAUUCAAAAUGGCAUGUUUACCUGGAAAGUUUGCCUAAAGAUUAUACAGUGCCAUAUUUUUUGCCAUAUGAAACUCAAUGUAACAUAGACACUGACAUUCUCUCUAUAAUUAUAAAACAAAAAGAUACCAUAGAAUCAUCAUACAAAAUUUUUAGAGAUAUUUUAAAAACAUCAAGCAAAGAAAGCAGUGUUCAUAUUUUAAAAUCAUUUACAUUGCCAUUGUACGAAUGGGCCUAUUUUACUGUCAAUACUAGAUGUGUGUAUAUGGAUUUAUCAAAAGUAAUAGAUUUAAAAAACAUAGAAAAUACAAUAUUAAAUUUAAUUUGUGAUAAUACUAAAAUAUCUUUAUGUCCAUAUUUAGAUAUGAUAAACCACAGCCCAGAUGCAAGAAAUGAGACUAAAUUACUAGUUAGUAGAGAUAUAGAGAACCUAAAUAUUAAAGACUUGAACGAAGAUCUAUUUUUAGACAUAUCAUUUUCUAUAUACACAAAAAACAAUUUUGAUCCAUAUUCUCAAGUGUUUAUCUGCUAUGGUGAUAGUCAUAACUUAAAACUGAUCACUGAAUAUGGUUUUUACCUACCAGAUAAUGAGUUAGACUGUGUUUCAUUUAAUUUUGAUAAUAUUAAAUCGUAUUUUACAACUAAUUCCAUAAAACUGUCCCAAGAACAGGCCAAUUUCAUAUCAAACCAUAGUCUAAACAAAGAUUUGUAUAUAGAUAAUAAGGGUCUUAGUUUUAACCUAUAUGGUCUAUUGAUGGUUGUAAAGUAUUAUUAUAGAAAAGAUAUGGAUGUUAGUAGACUAAUAUACUCUGCAGCAAUAUGUUCAAACGAUAGAAACCUCAAUGAAUUGAUAAUGCCUCUGGUUAUGAAUAAACUGAAGGAAAUUAGCGAUUCAAUAAAUAUAUUAAGAAGUACUGAAAAUAGAUGUGUUAUUUUAGAUAAUUGUAUAGCUCUUAUGUGUCAGUAUGUUUGUAUAUUGGAGAAAUUUAUUAAAUGUUAAAUGUGUCAGC